GAAACAAAAUCAAGAAGAAAAUAAAAAGAGGAGAGAGAGUCGGUCUAAUGAUGGAAAAUGAGGAAUGGAGCGAGGAUUUGGGCGAGAAAUUAGAUUGGGAGAGCAUUCAAAUAGGAUGCUCUAGAUUUACCUAUAAGGUUUGAAUUUCAAAAAUUGAAUCCAGGGAUUGCAUUUUUCUUCUCUCCGUUGUUUCACAUACUCAUCUCAUAUCUCUCAGACAACUGGGUUGGAGAAAAAUCCGAAUUCGAAAAGAUACUCCCCUCUCUCUCUGUCUAAAGGAAGUUGCAAUCUUUGUUGAAUUCUGUGCUCUCCUCUUCUCUCCAUAUAUAAAAACCCAAUCUAGGCUCCUGAUUCAUUCAAUUCCGUAAAAUCUCACACAUUUCCAGCUCUACUUUGCGAUUCUCAUUAUCAACAAAAAUAUGGUGGCGAUAUGCUGGGUGUCUUACCAUUUAUGAUAGCUUUGCCCUUUAAAUCGCCACGAAUUCUCGUCAAAUUUGAUGGAUCGGAGGGAGGAUGGCCCCAGAAGAACAACACAUUGUGAGCAGCACUCAUAGCGGCGACAGAUCCAGGAACGUUAAGCAGAAGAAAAUCCCGCAGCGAGGGUUAGGCGUUGCGCAGCUUGAGAAAAUCAGAGUGGAGGAGCAGAGGAAGAAGGAAACCGCCAAUGCUCUGCCAAACAACGCCAUCGCUUCGGCUACUGACGCAACUCUUUCGCCGUCGCCGGUCAAUUUCCGAUCACCAUCGCUCCCAGUUCAGAUGAAUGGAAGCGUGGAGGAUGCCGCCAGUUGGUGUAGAUUGUGGAAUGGUGAUUACAAUCAUCGGAAUGAUAAUGCUGCUGAAUUCCGGCCACCGGUGAAUUUGCAGUCGGAGUCGAAUGCUGCUCUGCCUCAGAGAUUCUUCCGCUUUCAGCGACCUGCUUCUCCAGUGGUGAAUCCCUCUUCACCAUCAGCUUCCUCCCAUAUGGAGCCCCCUUCAAACCAAAAUAUGCAUAAUAUACAUUGUAAUAGCUACGCAUCUUCCUCCUCUUCGUGGCCAGAGGAAUACAAGAUGGUAGGCGUGAAGAGAUCGUACCCGUUCUCUCUUGAAAGUCCACCGGCUGGUUCCUUCAACGGUCAUUUUGAUCCUUCCUCCGUUGCUUCCAAAUCAAGACGUGAUGAACUACCUUCAUGUGGCAGUGGGUAUGCAGCAGUAGCAGCUCGAACGGAACCAAGAAAUGUAUACAUGAGAGAUGGUCCAUCAAACCUGCCUGAGGAUGAUGGGAGGCUAAAUGGCAACUUCUUAACCUUGGCUCCUCCUCCUUGGAACUCAAAACACACAUAUGCCACGGAUAACCCGGAGUCUCAAGGGCCGGAGGAAAACGAGACAAGGCAAGUGCAUCAUUGGAUAGCAAGUAGAUCAAGGGAAGAGCCCUUCAGCUUCUUUCCAGUUAGGGCAGAUGAAAGUGAUGAGGAAAAGGGAGAAACUAUUGAUCUCAAUCUGAAGCUGUAGAAAGUAAAGGGAAGUGAUAGAAGCUUGCUCAUGUGAUGCGUUUGACUAGUUAUAUAUGUAUGUUGUGCUUUUGCCUAUUUGUUGUGCAAAGCCUUUCCAUUCAAUUUCCAACUGCUAUUCAUCAUCCAGAUUUUAAUAUAUGUAUAUAUAUAUAUAUAUAUAUAUAUAUAUAUAUAUAUAUAUAUGGAUCUGCUUAUUUCUA
Messenger RNA from Salvia miltiorrhiza (redroot sage), 1690 nucleotides. RefSeq lists its product as uncharacterized. The record is from RefSeq and is a predicted model, not a curated record. Bases 514 to 1488 code for a protein of 324 amino acids. Lineage: Eukaryota; Viridiplantae; Streptophyta; Magnoliopsida; Lamiales; Lamiaceae. The transcript has 5 exons. Gene Ontology annotation, molecular function: DNA-binding transcription factor activity.